This is a messenger RNA of Rhea pennata, 5295 nucleotides long. It is a transcript of the gene IFT122, whose product is annotated as intraflagellar transport 122. The record is from RefSeq and is a predicted model, not a curated record. The transcript has 29 exons. Bases 27 to 3581 code for a protein of 1184 amino acids. Gene Ontology annotation, cellular component: intraciliary transport particle A; non-motile cilium. Lineage: Eukaryota; Metazoa; Chordata; Aves; Rheiformes; Rheidae. Gene Ontology annotation, molecular function: protein binding. Gene Ontology annotation, biological process: protein localization to cilium; non-motile cilium assembly; intraciliary retrograde transport.
CCCGCGGGUGCCGCGGCGGCGGGGCGAUGCGGGCCGCGCUCACCUGGCGCGACAAGGCCGAGCAGUGUAUUUAUGAUCUCACAUUCAAACCGGAUGGGACUCAGCUGAUAAUUGCUGCUGGAAAUAGACUACUGGUAUAUGAUACUUCUGAUGGAACCUUAAUCCAGCCUUUGAAAGGACAUAAGGACACUGUAUAUUGUGUGGCUUAUGCUAAAGAUGGCAAACGGUUUGCAUCUGGCUCAGCAGAUAAGAGUGUGAUAAUUUGGACUUCAAAGUUAGAAGGAAUUCUGAAAUACACGCAUAAUGACUCUAUACAAUGCGUUUCAUACAAUCCUCUUACUCAUCAGUUGGCAUCCUGCUCUUCCAGUGAUUUUGGUUUGUGGUCUCCUGAGCAGAAGUCAGUCUCUAAACAUAAAACUAGCAGUAAGAUUACUUGCUGUAGCUGGACAAAUGAUGGCCAAUACCUUGCUUUGGGGAUGUUCAAUGGCAUUGUCAGCAUAAGAAAUAAAAAUGGUGAAGAGAAAGUUAAAAUAGAGCGUACAGGAGGUGCUGCUUCUCCAGUAUGGUCAAUUUGUUGGAAUCCAUCCAGAGAUGAACACAAUGAUAUUUUAGCUGUGGCAGACUGGGGUCAAAAACUUUCCUUUUAUCAGCUUAGUGGCAAACAGAUUGGAAAGGACAGAAUGCUCAAUUUUGAUCCUUGCUGUGUCAGCUAUUUUACUAAAGGAGAAUAUAUUUUACUAGGAGGUUCAGAUAAACAAGUUUCCCUCUUCACAAAGGAUGGUGUGCGUCUUGGUACCAUAGGAGAGCAAAGCAGUUGGGUGUGGACAUGCAAAGUUAAACCAGACUCCAACUAUGUGGCAGUGGGAUGCCAAGAUGGAACAAUAUCCUUUUAUCAACUGAUUUUCAGCACAGUUCAUGGCCUUUAUAAAGAUCGUUAUGCUUACAGAGACAACAUGACAGAUGUUAUUGUCCAACAUCUCAUCACUGAACAGAAAGUUAGAAUAAAAGGCAGAGAGCUUGUAAAGAAAAUUGCAAUCUACAAAAACAGAUUGGCAAUCCAGAUGCCAGAGAAAAUCUUGAUUUAUGAGUUAUACUCAGAUGAUUCUUCAGACAUGUAUUAUCGGGUGAAGGAAAAAAUAUUAAAAAAAUUUGAAUGCAACUUGCUGGUUGUAUGUUCAGCUCACAUAAUUUUAUGCCAGGAGAAAAGAUUACAGUGCCUCUCAUUUAGUGGCGUUAAAGAACGAGAAUGGCUUAUGGAAUCUCUUAUUCGUUACAUUAAAGCAAUUGGAGGACCUCCAGGAAGAGAAGGCCUCUUAGUUGGUCUAAAGAAUGGUCAGAUUCUGAAGAUAUUUGUUGAUAAUGUCUUCGCAAUCGUCCUGUUGAAGCAAUCCACAGCUGUGCGUUGUCUGGAUAUGAGUGCAUCCCGAAACAAGCUAGCAGUGGUUGAUGAAAAUGAUACCUGCUUAGUAUAUGAUAUUCAUACCAAAGAGUUGUUGUUUCAGGAACCCAAUGCUAAUAGUGUGGCUUGGAACGCACAGUGUGAGGAUAUGCUCUGCUUUUCUGGAGGGGGUUACCUCAAUAUCAAAGCUAGCAACUUCCCUGUCCAUCAGCAAAAACUUCAAGGCUUUGUUGUGGGAUACAACGGCUCCAAAAUCUUCUGUCUUCAUGUUUUUUCUAUGUCAGCUGUUGAAGUUCCACAGUCUGCACCAAUGUAUCAAUAUCUGGAACGAAAAAUGUUUAAAGAAGCCUAUCAAAUUGCGUGUUUAGGAGUAACCAAUACUGACUGGAAAGAGCUGGCUAUGGAAGCUUUAGAAGGGCUGGAGUUUGAAACUGCUAAAAAGGCGUUUACCAGAAUACGAGACCUUAGAUACUUGGAAUUGAUCAGCAGCAUCGAGGAGCGGAAGAAGCACGGUGAGAACAACAAUGAAUUGUUCCUAGCAGAUGUUUAUGCCUAUCAGGGAAAAUUUCAUGAAGCAGCUAAAUUGUACAAAAAGAGUGGACAUGAAAACCUGGCUCUCGAUAUGUACUCUGAUUUACGCAUGUUUGACUAUGCUAAGGAUUUUCUGGGAUCUGGAGACCCUAAAGAUACAAAGAUGCUAAUAAAAAAACAAGCGGAUUGGGCCAAGAAUAUCAAUGAACCAAAAGCAGCAGUGGAGAUGUACCUCUCUGCUGGCGAGCACAUGAAGGCCAUAGAAAUCAGUGGGGACCAUGGCUGGGUUGACAUGUUAAUUGAAAUAGCUCGAAAACUGGAUAAAGCUGAGCGUGAGCCUUUGUCAAAAUGUGCCUUCUAUUUUAAGAAACUUGAUAACCCUGGCUAUGCAGCAGAAACCUACAUGAAGGUUGGAGACCUGAAAGCAUUGAUCCAUCUCCAUGUAGAGACUCAUCGCUGGGAAGAAGCCUUUGCAUUGACUGAAAAGCAUUCUGAAUUCAAAGAUGAUGUCUAUGUCCCUUAUGCUCAGUGGCUAGCAGAGAAUGAUAGAUUUGAAGAAGCACAAAAAGCAUUCCACAAGGCUGGCAGGCAAAGUGAAGCUGUAAGAGUGCUGGAGCAGCUAACUCACAAUGCUGUUGUAGAAAGCCGAUUUAAUGAUGCUGCCUAUUAUUACUGGAUGCUCUCCAUGCAGUGUUUAGAUAUAGCACAAGAGAAUGAACAACAGAAGACUGAAAUGUUACAGAAAUUUCAUCACUUCCAGCAUUUGGCAGAAGUUUACCACGUCUAUCAUUUUAUUCAAAGAUACACCGAGGAGCCUUUCAGUUUCCACUUGCCUGAAACACUCUUCAAUAUUUCCAGGUUUCUGCUUCACAGCUUAACGAAAGAGACUCCUCUGGGGAUCUCGAAAGUGAAUACGUUAUUUGCUCUUGCAAAACAGAGCAAAGCUCUUGGUGCAUAUAAACUAGCUCGUCAUGCCUAUGACAAGUUACAGGGACUCCAGAUCCCAGCGAGGUUCCAGAAAUCAAUUGAGCUGGGCAGCCUGACAAUCCGGUCCAAACCGUUCCAUGACAGUGAAGAGCUUGUGCCCUUGUGUUAUAGGUGCUCUACCAACAACCCUUUGCUAAAUAACUUGGGGAAUGUCUGCAUUAACUGCAGACAACCUUUCGUCUUCUCCGCUUCCUCUUACGAAGUACUGCAUCUGGUUGAGUUCUAUUUGGAAGAUGGCAUCACAGAUGAAGAAGCUGUAGCUCUCAUUGAUCUUGAAGCUCCAAGGUUGAAUAAAAGAGCAAAUAAAUGGCAAGAGAUGAUGAGUGAUAAUGCACAGAGUUUGAGGCUUGAUGACCACACAGGUAUUACUGAAGAUGAUGAUCCCUUUACAGCAAAACUGAGCUUUGAGCAAGGAGGGUCAGAAUUUGUUCCAGUGGUUGUGAAUCGUGCUGUUCUCCAAUCAAUGAGCCGGAGGGACGUCCUGAUUAAACGCUGGCCAAAGCCAUUACGGUGGCAGUACUACCGUUCCUUGCUACCGGAUGCCUCCAUUACCAUGUGUCCAUCAUGUUUUCAGAUGUUUCACUCAGAAGACUAUGAGCUUCUAGUACUUCAGCAUAAUUGUUGUCCAUUCUGUCGAAGGAGAAUAGACGACUCAAAUCAAUGAAGAUGAACAAUUUUAUACCUCAAAUGAGAGACUUUGAUACUGGCUUGGUGGUACACUUGUUACAUUCUUAGUGUUUUCCUAACAACUAGUUAAGUCAUCUUACUCCAUUUUGCAUAUAACAGCACAACUAAGUUGAAAAAAAUGUAACUAUUUUUUUAAAAGAAAAUGUCUGUUUAUGAAUGUCCUCUACAUUUUCCAGGCAAGCAGCUGAAGUGCCACAGACUUUACAGGAAUGUUUUUAGGGUCAAGUUCAGUCCUGAAGUAAUCAUUGUUUUUACUCUAACUUGUGUUAGACCUGGAUUGGUCUUUAUGUACUUGUUACUGACAGAAUUUCAAAUAAAUAGGGCCAUUUUUCAUUACUGUGUGUCUCAGGAAACUUAGUAUUAUUCUUCUGAGCUUUUACUUCCUUGCCGUGUCAUCUAAGCAAGAACUGCAUUAGAGUUAAGAGCUCUUAAGGAGUGAUCUUAGGAGUUGCACUGUUUUUGGCAUCAAGGACUAUCUCCCAAAGCCACACAGAGCUGGGAGUCAAAGGUAAGCUUCUAACCUGUGUAGACUUAACACAUGUUAAAAUCCAGAAUGACAGGUGGUGCAUUUAAGUACACGUAUCAUGUAAACCAUGGUACCCAGACAUAGAGACCUUAUCAGUCCACUGCCACUUAUGUAGUCCUAGUUAAAUUUGAUUUUUAGCAUGUUUACCACUAGUAAGGGAAAAGCCAUUGACCUAAUGGGCUAAGCUGAAUAUAUUUGCAUACUUGUAAAAUACGCCAGGUUACCAGGCCUGAAGACUAAAGCGUUUGAGGGCUGAUAGUCUGCCAGUGCUUUCCAACAGUUCUCCUAUGCCUAAGGUAGGAGAGGUCUUCACAGUCUGCUGAAAAGUCAUAAAUGAUGUAACUUGCUGUAGCACUAAAAGCAUGGGAUGCUUCCCAGGAAUGCUAGCAUCUUGUCUGUUAUCAUGGAGCUCUCAUGUUGCUCUUGUGAUCUGAGUGUACCUUUGUGGUCUGGGCACUCAAGGCUGGCUGAAGUAGUGCAGAUCCAUGGACCACAGUGCUGGUCAGCAGAGGCGACGUGCCUAAUGGAGUAUUUCAGCACCAGCUUUGCUUCAACUCAGAGCCAUGGGAAGCAAAAGAGGUGGAGGGGAGGUGAUGGAGCUGCCUUCCAAUUCAGCCUCUUGCUUCCCACUCCCCCUCUAAUUUUGCCAACUGAGUGUCAAAACCAACAGUAUUUUAGUGAUGCAGCACUUGAUCAAAAUUCUCGUGGAUGAUUGAAUUUUCCUGAAAAUGGUCACUGAGUAGUUAAUCAAGUGGGCUGGAUUUGAACUGAAAAAUGUUAGAUCAUUAGACUUUAAUCCAGUAUAAAUUGUGCUCAUGUAACCACAAAUUAUAUUGUUGUUAUGACAUCCUGACUGUCACAAGCCUUUCUUUGUUUUCAGUGGAAAAUUUUAUUCUUCUUUACUGUCUAAACUGUUGGCUAAGGGUGCUGGGUGCUGCUAGCACAGCUACCAUGUAAACAAUGCCACUUUUCAUGUGAAGUGAUGUCUCUGUGUCUGCUCAAGUUGUUCUUGAAAGUGAUGCUCCAAAAUGACAUGACAGGGUUUCUGAGUCCUUCAGUGAUUUCUGAUCAAAUUGCUUAAUUUACAACUUUAAAAACAUUCUGUUCUAAUUACCACUUGUCUGCUUUCUGACUCAUAUAUCACUGUUUGCAAUAAAGACUCUGC